AUGAGCAGCCCAAAGCGGAGGAUCGAGACAGAUGUUAUGAAGUUGAUGAGUGACUACGAAGUUACUCUUGUCAAUGAUAACAUCAACCACAUGAGAGAUGUUGGCCUUGAAUUGGUAUUGACAGAUUUGACGUGCAGGCAGGAGUUCUAUGUGCGCUUCAAGGGUCCUGAAGAGACUCCGUUCGCCGGUGGCCACUGGAAAAUCCAUGUCGAACUGCCGGAUCAGUACCCUUACAAGAGCCCUAGUAUCGGCUUCGUCAACCGCAUUUUCCACCCCAACAUUGAUGAGCUCUCGGGAUCCGUCUGCUUGGACGUGAUUAACCAGACGUGGUCGCCCAUGUACGACAUGAUCAACAUCUUCGAGGUCUUCCUGCCGCAAUUGCUACGCUACCCCAAUCCUUCUGAUCCUCUCAACGGUGAGGCGGCAGCCAUGCUCAUGAGGGAGCCAAAGAGCUAUGAGUCCAAAGUGCGGGAGUACGUUGCCAAAUAUGCCACCAAGGAAGCCGUGGAUGAGGCCGGCGAAGAUAGUUCGUCUGAAGACGAGCUGAGCUCUGCCGGUAGCUACGAAUCUGACCGAGAAGAGCCUGCUGACGGAGGAGGCGACUCGCGAUUAUCAUGGGAGGGAAAGGAGUCAGGGUGGAAAGCAUCCUCCUAUGCGAUUAAGGUCAGGACGACGUUAGAAGACUUGACAGUCUUGUGCCUUGCCUGCAUUGUUCAACCCGGUAAAGGCAUGAUGGAAGAAACAGGAAAAGCAAAUGGCCAGGCUGUAGAUUAUUGUACUGUAUAUGGUACAUUGUCCGUGCAUGCAUACUCUAAACAAGAGAAGAAAAGAAAAACCAGUCAAUGGUGCGAGGUGCAAGAUGAGAAAAAAAGGAAAAGAAAGAGGGUCUUGACGGCGAAAGAGAAAAAGAAAAAAGAAGGGAAAGGUGAUGCAAACCGGGGAUGGUCUGGUGCGUUUGCGGCUGGUGUCUCGCCGCUGGGGGCUCGCAAGGAUAUGGCCGAUCCAUUACUUCGUAGCGUUGCUCGUGGCUGCAGGUGUGGUUGCGGUUGGAGAGCCCAGAUGUCGAUGACAGAGCUGAUAUGGAAAUCCAUGGUUAGUUGCGUUACGGACGAAGUAAGGUCCGGAGGCAAAGACACAAAGGAACUGUCAGAAAGAAAAAAAACCCCUGGAGAGUCGAGUCACGUUCGAGUGGUCAAUUCCAGAGGCGAGCGCAUCUCACAAAGGAGUGUGUGUGAGAUGUCGAGUGAGGCAUUAACAGCGUUGUACCGCCAUCGAUCGCUGCGGCGUUGGCAGGUGACGUUUGGAAGUGGCAGGCAAAUGGCCCGUGCACAGCCCAAAUCGAUUGAUCAUCGAUCUCGCCCAGCAACAAUCCUCGCAAGGCGCGUGUUAUCUCCGGACAAGUCAUUUACGGAGUACGGUACAUAUUAA
This is a messenger RNA of Rasamsonia emersonii CBS 393.64, 1428 nucleotides long. Its product is annotated as UBC8 functions in catabolite degradation of fructose-1. Gene Ontology annotation, biological process: ubiquitin-dependent protein catabolic process; protein polyubiquitination. The transcript is spliced from 11 exons. Gene Ontology annotation, molecular function: ubiquitin conjugating enzyme activity. The record is from RefSeq and is a predicted model, not a curated record. Bases 1 to 1428 code for a protein of 475 amino acids. NCBI's taxonomy places the organism in Eukaryota, Fungi, Ascomycota, Eurotiomycetes, Eurotiales, Trichocomaceae. Gene Ontology annotation, cellular component: nucleus.